Messenger RNA from Cariama cristata (Red-legged seriema), 721 nucleotides. It is a transcript of the gene FAM8A1, whose product is annotated as family with sequence similarity 8, member A1. The transcript is spliced from 3 exons. Lineage: Eukaryota; Metazoa; Chordata; Aves; Cariamiformes; Cariamidae. The record is from RefSeq and is a predicted model, not a curated record. The coding region runs from base 16 to 405 and encodes 129 amino acids.
AUCUCUAAAUUUGCCAUGCAUUACAUCAUAGAAGAAAUAGACGAAGAUACGUCCAUGGAAGAUUUGCAGAAAAUGAUGAUAGUAGCUCUCAUCUACAGAUUAUUAGUCUGCUUCUAUGAGAUAAUCUGUAUUUGGGGAGCAGGUGGAGCAACCCCGGGGAAAUUCUUGCUUGGGCUGCGAGUCGUGACAUGCGAUACAUCUGUGCUUAUUGCGCCCAGCCGUGUGUUAGUCAUUCCAUCUUCUAAUGUCAGUAUGACAACGUCCACAAUACGAGCUUUGAUCAAGAAUUUUUCUAUUGCUUCGUUUUUUCCUGCAUUCAUUACACUGCUGUUUUUCCAGCAUAACAGAACCGCCUACGAUAUCGUAGCAGGCACUAUUGUGGUAAGAAGAAAUGGAGUCAGAUGAUACCAAGUGGUGAGAUUUCCAGACUGGUUUUGAGCAUCCCCUCCCACCCCCAGUGAACAAAGACCUACCCCAAAACUGAAAUUGAGGUGUCUGUCGGAAUCUUUUGCCCCAGUUAAACGGGAACUGAUUCAGAAGCUGAAGAAAAUGUUUUGCUCCGUUAUGAUGCCAGCAGCUACCUUCAAAGUAUUGGAGUUUCCAUAAAUGCCAAAGAAAUUUGGGAGAAAGGAGACCUGCUAAAUCUGGGCGUGUCAGCCUCCGACUGACGAGAAGCGGCUGUGUUCCCUGCAGAAAGGAGCUGUGCUGAUCGCCAGUCUGU